UACACAAUUCUAUAGUCAAAUAGGCUAUUUAUUGCGGAAGUAAUGGCUUCCUAAAUUUUAAUUGCAGACAUUAUAUUAUUAAUGAUAAUUAAAUCCUGUAAACAAACAAAUAUAAAUCCUGAUGUGAUACUUUUCAGGAAAGACAAGUGUUUCUAGUGCUGUAUGUGUUAUCCGGCAUCCGUCUGCAUUUUGCAAAUUUGUAAGCCGCGUCCAGGUGAAUUUGUUACAAAGAAUCUUGAAAAAAAGGAUUUGUUUGUGUUAAAUGGAAAUAUUUCUUCAAAUCUCUUAAACAAACAUUGAAUACUAAGAAUGACUUAAAUGUUUUAUCUAUGAUUGGCGAGAAAAGACAAUAGUUAUGACGACUCACGCUAGGUUGAACAGGAAUACGAGGUAAUUGGAGACAAUCAAAGAAUCAAACUUAAUCUGCAUUAUGGAUAACGGUAGCAGAAUGAAAGCAAUUAAGAAGAAAAUUAGUAAAGAGGAAGAAGAGGAAGAUUCAGAUGAGACAUGGGACAGUGAUGACGAUGAAGAGACGAUUGCUAGGAUUCAGCGGGCGCACUUCGCACAAGCAGCAGCUAUGAACUCCCGCCGGCGGCCUGCUGCGCGCCCCCGACCUAUGAGCCACAAACGAAAAAUGGAAGCAGUGAAAACAUUUCACGAUUUCACAAAAAAACUUAAACAAGACACUGGUAUUACAAUUCGUAGUUUAGUUGGUAAUAAUAUACUAGAGUUAAGUGAUUUAGAGAGUGAAAGUAGUAUAUCUGACAGUGAUGGACUAUCAGAAGAAGAGUUUGUUGUUGAUCCUAAUGCUGUGACUGAGUUAAAUGAAGAAGAUGGCAGUUAUAUUGACCCGGAGACCGGUGAUAUAGUAGAAACUAAAAAGAAAUCUGCCAUGGUUGAAAAUAAACCAAAUGAAAUGUUGGUACCUUUAGAAGACAAAGAAGAUACUAGUGAACAAUGUGAAGAGCCGAAAACAUUAUCUAUAACUGAUAUCAUAAAUGAAGGAGACCUAGAUUUGACAAAUAAGAAUGUUGAGAUAUCUGAAGUAGAAGGAAGUGAGCUGUGUCCAAAAGCUGAGGAACUAUUGGAUAUGAAACAAGAGGAAGGUAGUCAAGAUUUUGAUAUUACUGAAAAAUUAAAAGAGAUGGGUGAAAUAAGUGUCAAACCAACUAAGAAAGAUGAGGGCGAAGAACCUUCUACUGAAUCUGGGGAAAUGAAACCUGAUACUGAUGAGGAGAAAAAAGCCAAUUUGAGUGCAUUAAAUGUCCGUCGUAACAUCAGAGAAGUGAUGGAUGAGAAAAAUCUAGAUGCAUCAACUUUGGCUGCACAGCGUCAGGAGUCAGAGCGUCUAGCUCGUGUUCAAGAACAACAGAGGAUUAUUAGAGAGGUUCAAAGGCAAAUAGCAUUAAAUCGUCAGAACAAGAUACAUCAAAAAACUUUGUCACUGCUACAAGGUGGUUCAUCAAUUUUAAAAAAAGGUCCUGGACAUAAACUGAACUUGCCCAACACAGUACUUAUGAAAUUGCCAUCUGGAGAAAUGAAAAAGUCUGCAGUUAAGCAUGGACAAGUGGAGAUUACUAAAGUACCUAAACCAACCACAUCUGGAACUACUAAAAGAGAGUCAACAUCAAUUGUGGAAAUAGUUGACAGCAGUAGUGGUGAGGAGUCUUCCUCGUCGUCAUCGGAUUCCGACGACUGUAUCAUGCUGUCGGACUCUGAAGUGCCGCCUAGUCCUGAAGCCGAAGAAGACCCCCAUAACUCUGGUUUACAUGUCAAUGACGCCUACAACAUACCUGAUGAGCAAGGCCGUGUUUUGAUCAACAUUGGACAUCCUGAAAACGAAGAAGACAUAUUCUUGGCACCUCAAAUUGCGAGGGUUAUCAAACCUCAUCAGGUCGGUGGAGUAAGGUUCCUGUUUGAUAACAUCAUAGAAUCUGUGGAAAGGUUUUCAACAUCCACAGGAUUCGGAUGUAUUCUAGCACACUCCAUGGGUCUCGGGAAGACUUUGCAAAUUGUAUGCUUCUGUGAUAUUUUCCUAAGGCACACCACUUCCAAAACUGUUUUGUGUAUCAUGCCAAUCAACACAUUACAAAAUUGGGUGGCAGAGUUCAACAUGUGGCUGCCGCUGGACGCGAGCGGCAGCCCGCUGGCGGCGCACGGCACGGUGCGCCCGCGCAACUUCCCCAUCUACGUGCUCAACGACAGCCACAAGACGCUGCAGAUGCGAGCCAAAGUUGUUAAGGAUUGGAAAACGAGUGGUGGCGUACUCAUGAUAGGUUAUGAACUCUACAGACUUUUGAGUAUGAAAAAAGAUAAGAAACCUCGUAAGAAAAAGAAAGCAGAUGCGAAGCUAGAAGCGGAGAAAGACAAGGAGAAGGAUAAACCAGAUGGGGUCAAUGAAGAUACUCAGAUUUCCGACGAGUCCAAAUUAGACAAGGAGGACGGAGAUACCCAAACGAAAUUGGACGCUGAGAUAAAAGAGGAAGUGGCUAAGAAGGAGGAAAAUUCUCCUACGGUGGAGGAUAAAAAAUUAUUGGAUGAAAUGUAUGAGGCAUUGGUUCGUCCCGGACCGGAUUUGGUGAUAUGUGACGAAGGUCAUAGAAUAAAGAAUUCUCACUCUAAUAUUUCAUAUGCUCUGAAACAAAUGAGAACAAAACGGAGAGUGGUUCUUACUGGUUAUCCACUGCAGAACAACCUAUUGGAAUAUUGGUGCAUGGUGGACUUCGUUCGUCCCAACUACCUCGGCAGCAAGACUGAGUUUUGCAACAUGUUCGAACGGCCCAUACAGAACGGACAGUGUAUAGACUCCACGCCUCAGGACAUCAGGCUCAUGCGGUAUAGAGCUCAUGUGUUGCAUUCGUUGCUAGUGGGUUUUGUUCAGAGGCGAUCUCACGCCGUGUUACAAUCAACAUUGCCCCAGAAGGAAGAGUACGUGCUCCUGGUCCGCAUGACGCCAUUACAACGCAAAUUGUAUGACAGGUUUAUGAACGAGGUCGUCCGCUCCACUUCUGUGCCAAACCCGUUGAAAGCGUUCGCCAUUUGUUGUAAGAUAUGGAAUCACCCAGAUGUACUGUACCACUUUCUUCGGAAGCGUAGCGAAGUGAACGCAGCCAUCGAGGAGGAUUUAGACUUGGAAGAGUUGGGAGGCGGGAGCAAGGGCGGCCGCGCGCGGAACAGCAAGGCGCAGGCGCGGCGGCCCGCCAAACCACGGGGUGCACCUAAAAAACCAGCUGCAACAAUACCACCAAACACAACAACGGGAUCCAUGCCGUCAAAACCUGAGCCAAAUGCAUACGGAAAUCCCCCAUACCAGCCUAACGGACCGUACGGACCAAACCAAUACAGACCAGACCAACACGGAGCCUAUCCGCCGUACCCGCCUAACUAUCAGAACUCCAACUCCGGGUACUACCCGCCCAAUCCACAAUACAAUCAAAACUACGACAGUAAUUACUACCAACAGCAGCCGCCAUACAGCAACAAUUACCCUAACCAAUAUUCUCAAAACAACCCCGAAUGUAACCAACAAUAUAACCAAAAUUACUGGGGCAACGGGAACUAUUACGGCAAUCCUGGAGGAUAUUACAACAACCCACAGUUCCCGAACAACCAACCUCCCCAUGGAGACUAUUCCAACCAACAAUAUCCCCCUAAUUACAACGCGCCUCCAAACGAACAGCCGUAUCAAGGAAAUGCCAUGCAGCCUUAUCAGAACAACCAAGAUGGCUAUGGCAACCAACAACGCCCCCCUUACCCCGGAUACAAUCAGCCAGGGUAUCCGCAAUAUAAUGCUAACGCUGUCCCUCCGCCUUACCCAAGUAAUUCUUCCUCACAAGAAUACCCGAACCAAUCAUACCCGCCCCCGCCUUAUAGCGGAGAUCCCGCCUACGCCCCCAAUACUCAAUCUAACCCAUAUCAAUAUAAUUCCCAAUCUCAAAAUUAUCCUGGCUAUCCGAAUAAUACGCAAAACUUGCCUCCGAAUCAGCCAGAAAAUGCCCUACCGAAUCCAGCAAUUAAAGAGGAGCCCAAUCCUGCUGGUUUCCCUGUUAAUGAAAUCAAAUCUGAACCUAAUGUUCCUCCAUCCUACGCUGAUCCUUCUUACGGAUACCCUCCUAAUACUAACUACCAAUCAGGAAAUGGUAACGGAAACUAUCCGAAUCAGUAUCCCUUCCCGCCUCAUCUAGAAACUAAACCGCCUUUGGGCAGCGCCAGUUCUGGCAGCCCAGUUACUUCAUGGCCCAUAACGGAACUAAAGACUGAAGUCGACAGGCUCAAAGCCGAAGAAAAAACAGAGAUAAAAUCUGAAUCAGACGGCGAAGUGAAAAUAGAAGAUUUAGACACUAAGAAAAUCGUCAAAGACGAAAGUAAGAAACUCCUAAUAGAAGCAGUUCCUGUUAAGCCUGCAGAUGUUCCUAACCCAGAAAUUGUUGCCAAGAAACCUGAGAAAGAGUCCAAGUUAGGGAAAACAGAUGUAUCGGAAUCUGACGAAGAAGAGAAGAAUACAAAGAAAGGCAAACAGAAACGUAAGGGCAAGGAGAGUAAGAAGGCUGAGAAGCCAAAACCCAGAGGUAGGCCGAAAGCGAAAGGUAGGAAGGACAGGAAAAAAUCGAAGGAGAAGAAUGAUGAAUCUGAAUCAGAGGAAAGCGAAAAGGAGGAGAAGCCGAAUAGAGAAGAAGAAUUAGCACUUGUCAAGAAAGCGGAGGAAAUGACCUAUGAUUGGGCAGCGGAAUUGUUGAAAGAUUACAUCCCAGGCAUUAUUGAGAAUUCCGCGAAGAUGGAGCUAUUCUUCUAUCUGCUAAAUGAAAGUAUAAAACUAGGAGAUAGAAUUCUAUUGUUUAGUCAAAGUUUGUUUACGUUGAAUCUCAUUGAAGACUUCUUAGAAAGAAAUUAUAUUCCCGGAACGAACUGUCUCUGGGAAAGAAAUACUAAUUACUAUAGACUGGACGGUUCCACUCACGCUUUAGAACGCGAGAAACUCAUAAACGAGUUCAACGCCAACCCCAACAUCUACUUGUUCCUGGUUUCCACUCGCGCGGGGUCGCUGGGCAUCAACCUCGUGGGCGCCAACCGCGUCAUCGUGUUCGACGCUAGCUGGAACCCCUGUCACGAUACGCAGGCCGUCUGUAGAGUCUACAGAUACGGGCAAAGGAAGCCAUGUUUCGUGUACCGCUUCGUCAUGGACUGGUGUCUUGAGAAGAAGAUCUACGAUCGUCAAAUAAAUAAGCAAGGCAUGGCCGACAGAGUGGUGGACGAGUGUAACCCCGACGCGGUGCUCUCUAUGAAAGAAAUCACUAAUCUAUGCUUCGAUAACGAUGAGAAGGAAUCUGAACCCAAAGACCUGUCGGAAUACAAAGACAAGUACAUCGACAUGCUGAUGCAAGGCAUCAUCACGCAGCACUGGCGGCUGCUGAGCAAGGAGCCGUUCCAGCAUGAGUCGCUACUCGUUGAUAGGAAGGAGAAGAAACUGUCCAGUGCCGAGAAGAGAUUGGCGCAACGAGGCUACGAGUUGGAAAAGAAGGCGGCGCUGGCGCCGAAGCCGACGACCGCGUACCGCACCGUGCGCGGCGCGGACGGCGCGCUGGUGCAGCGACCCGUGGCCUCCGUGCGCCCCAUGCAGCACGCCGCGCGCUGGAUACCCGCCGACGUCUGGCGGCGGCAGGGCAUGACUGCGCAGGAGAUGACCUUGCCUCUCGAUGUCGUGAUUCCCACAAAUUCUGCGGAGAAGACUAAUAUAGUUCUCAAAGCGGGCCAGCGAGUGAUGGUGCUGAAAUCGCCUAAAGGCAUCUACAUGCAGCUCGAAUCCGGCAAGAUUAUAGCCAUCAAAACUUCUUUCAAGGGCUUGGGAGGGCAAAAGAACGACAACAAGGACAGUCCUAUAGGAAAGAAAGUCAUAGGCAGUCGACCAAUAUCAAACAUCCCUGGGGCAUUGAAGAACAAUUCAGCAAUAACUAUUACAUCCCGGACCCCUCGAGGAGGAUUCCAGAGAGUGAUGGCUCGGCCCAACAUGAUGGGUCACAAGAUGAGGCCCAUGUUACAGGGGCAAAAGAUUGCAGAACUCCGGUCACGACUAGGAGACCUGAAAUCAUACUCUAGCAUGAGACCAAGGUCGCCUUUGCCCCACCCUAGAUUAAUAAAGCCUACUUUACCAGGCUCAGUCAGUAUUACAAAGAUACCUAGGGAUACAAAGAAAUCGGACGAUAAUAGUGAUAGUAAUCCAGCAGGCAAGAUGGACGUUGAAUCCGAUGUCGAUACGCAGGUUCUGGACAGCGAUGAUGAAGCACCUAAAUCUAGUAAAAAUGCCUCGGCUAGCAAAAGAGAAAUCAAUAUAGGAAAUCAGGAUAAUAAGAGAAUUGACGGUACAGAAGACUCUAAAUCAUCAGAUGGUUCAGACAAACAGAAGCGAAGUGAAGAUUCUAAACCUUUAGUAUUAACGACAGACGAAAAGCUCCCGGCGGAAGACAACUUUGAAGACAGAUCUGGGCCUGGAGAGACACUGGAUCUUUCAAGCUCUUCAAAACAGUCCAAAAGGCCGAUGUCCGGGGAUAUGACAAUGGAAAGCGAAAGGAUGCCAGUGGAGCAUGGACAUUUAUCCAUGGAUGCAAUAUUAUCUGAAGAACGGUUGGGGAAGAAGACAAAUUUAUUGAAAAAUUACAGACACCAACGUCUGGGCAGUCGAACGCAAAACGAAUCGAGCCUCAGUCAGCUAGAAAGAACGGCUAGUGUAAUGAGUAAAGAAGGAAUGCCCGAUUUCCGCAAGAACCUAGAUGAUAUUACACAGUCUUAUUCGCCUAACAGCGAGGAGAAGCCUGCCAUGAAAUCUAAAAAGAAGAAGUCUCCAAACAAGGUCGACACGCCCGAAUUGCAGAAUGAGAAAUUACCGCCGUCGAAUUUGGGGAUGUCCCAUAGCGUGUCCAGUUUGUUAGGGCCGGGGAAUCAGAAAUCUAGGAAAAACGAGCAGAAUACUAUUUCAGUGGCGCCAGUGGAGAGUUCUAUGCCUCAAUCGCGGAUCCUCACCUCGACUGGUCGGCAACCAAUGCCUAUUCCUCACGAACAUUUAAGUGCAAUGCACCACUCAGGAGGGUCCAUAGUUCCUAGUCAUCCGGCGGGCGUUUCACCUGGAUUGGAUAAAGCCCCGCCCACCGCGCCGCUGUCCACCAAUCCCGUACCCGGUCAGGCCUAUCCCGUACCUAAUCCACCCCCUGAAGGCUAUGGACAAUAUCCAGGAUACGGAAUGGGGUACGGCGGGUACCCCAAUCCCGCUUACUAUGGCGGGUAUGGUGGCGCGGGGUACUACCCUCCGUACGGGGCUCCGCCCGCCGCGCCGCCCUACGCCCCGCCCACCGCUCCACCGCACGCCCCGGACUACCUGCCCCCCAAUCCACAGUGGUAGACUAGGCUGACUAAAAUGUGAAAAAUACUCGAAAUAAUAACAUAAGUGUGACUUUAAACACGUGAUUCCCGCAAAGUUUACCGAUUGUAUUCGCGAUUUAAGUGACGGUAGUGUUUAUUUCCUAUUUUGUAAUUGAUGCAUGUUAACUUCCAGUUAAAAUACGACGUAUUCCCAUUGUUUAGUUCUCAGUGUUUAUGUUGAAAUGGAGGACGACGUUCGAGCCUGAAAUCGUUUGGCGUAGCAAUCGGUGUGACGAAUUACCGUGGCAAGAGGAACUAAUCUCAAAGUGGACAUUUUUCAUCGGCAAACUCUAUGAUAUGUUUUAGUACUUACAUAAUAAUACAUUAUUAGAAUGCUAAUAAGUAUAUGCCGAUUUCGAGUGAACAAACUAAAUGUAUGUGAAUAAUUUAAUUCGUGAAACUAAACUUUAACAACCAGUGAGUGUAGAACUUAUAGUACAUAUUCAACCCCAUAAACCUAGACGCGCACUGUGAUUAUAAUGUUCAAUUGGCAGUUUUAUAAUACAAUUUUUACUCGAAUUUGUGUAGCGCGCAUCUAUAGCAAUGUGAUUACAAUUGUUACGAUAAAUAAUUUCGGAUGUAAUCUCAGUGCGCUUCAGGAGUGAGCGAACGAAUUGAUGUUUAGUGAUGUUUCUCCAUUAUUAUGGCUAUGUCGGUCGAUGGAUGUGAUAUGUUGCUGAAUUAGUUUUAAGCGUGUAUGGAGUAUUUAUCAAACUAAAUAAGUAUAGCUUAGAUAGGCGCCCAUAGAUAUCUUAGAAAUUAGUCCUCAUUUAAUCAUUCAACAGGCCCGUGAGAUGUGGCGGUCAUAUCUAACUUAUUUUCAUGUUUUUCUUAUCUUUAUCAAUGUUUUGUAUUACAAUGUGAUCUGAAAUUGUAAACGUAUACUUUACUACCAAAAUUUCUAUUUUUUCUUUGGUGUGUGUUUCGAAAGUAAUUUUUUUUGUAGUAUUUUAGGUUUUUUGCGAUAUUUUUAGUGAUUAUUUAGGCUCAAAUUUUUGCUGUUAACUAUGACUCACAUGUAAAGGCAUGUGUUGACUUGAAUAAAUCUGUACAUUUUAAGUAUGAUUAUUUUAUCAAGUUAUCGUAGAUAUAACUAUUUAAUUUAAUGAAAUCCAUCUGCUACGCAUUUAGCGUAUGCAUACUCGUCUAAAUGAACGAGAUUUUAUUCUGGUCAUUUGCAAUGUGUAUAGAGAAAUUACACGUUGCUUAUAGUAGGACAUAGUCGAAUCUAUAUUGACUACUAAGGAUAACUUAGUUGCCAAAACCUAUUUUGUGAUUUUAUUUACUAUAACACUGGUAUCAGGAACAUAAUAACAUCUAUUUAAUUCGUUGUCAUAUUUUCUGAUCAAUUUUUCCAACAGUAUUAUUAUUAUUUCGCUUUUUAUAAGGUUACGAAAUCAAAGAGAUUUUAUUAAUAAUGGUAAUUAUUAAGAUACCAUGAAAGCUAUUGGUACUUACCAACACAAAUGCACAAAAAUCUAACAGUAUAUAUAUAUUUAAAAUAAAUUGCAAAGCUAUUAUUUUGAACAACAGUUAUAAUAACCCUUUAACGAUAGAUCUCAUAUUUGUGCAAAAGUAAUUUUCGGGCAAUAACGAUACCGUUAUUGUUUGCACACCAGAUAAAAAGUAGAAAGUCUCAUUUCAUCCGACGUUCUUCCAAACAUGAUCUGUGUAUGUUGUCCUGUGUACAAAUAGUGUUCGGCAUAAAUGUUCGAAGUGAUACAUUAUACAUUGCAUUUUAAAUUGACAUAGUAAUAUGCCGGCGAUAUCCAAUAAAUAAUAAACAGUA
Messenger RNA from Plodia interpunctella (Indianmeal moth), 9199 nucleotides. RefSeq lists its product as uncharacterized. Gene Ontology annotation, cellular component: nucleus. The coding region runs from base 431 to 7390 and encodes 2319 amino acids. Gene Ontology annotation, molecular function: ATP binding; ATP hydrolysis activity; ATP-dependent chromatin remodeler activity. Lineage: Eukaryota; Metazoa; Arthropoda; Insecta; Lepidoptera; Pyralidae. The transcript has 22 exons. The record is from RefSeq and is a predicted model, not a curated record.